Messenger RNA from Paramecium octaurelia, 4498 nucleotides. Lineage: Eukaryota; Ciliophora; Oligohymenophorea; Peniculida; Parameciidae. The record is from the annotation of a GenBank genome assembly.
AUGAAGCUUGGAGAUUCUAAAUUGGCUUCAGCCAUAAAAAAUGUGAUUAUAGCAAAUAAGAAUGUAGAAAUAAUCAAGGAUGUGUUGUAAGAGGAUCCGAGGGAGAUGAAUGUUUCUGUGUUUGAUCAAGUAGGACAGGAGAAUUAAGAUGUCAAAUAUUUGGAUUUAUUCAUCCAUUUGACUGAAUAAUGUCUUAAUAAUCCUAACAAAUCUGCAACUCUUUGUACAGAUUUGAUUCUUAAGAUAUCAUACGUCAUAUCUGAUCCUUCGAAAUGGUCAAAACAUUUCAAUUCUAAAAUUUAGUAAUCAGAGUAAUAAAUAUUAGGUUUUAAAAAAAUCAAAUUCAUGAAAAGAUCAAUCAAUUCUUGUCCAAUUGCACUUUAUUAGUAGAGAAUUAGAAACCAGUUCAGAAGAUUAUAAUUAUGGCUUUGACAAAUUUAGUUACAAUAAAUGAACCUGAAGAUGAAACUUUGUGUGAGUCAUGUCUGAAAUCUUUAAAGAUAUUGUAUAAGAACAACCCAGAUUUAAAAUAAUUGCUUAAGAAAACAAUCCAGAAGAACAUCCUUACUAACUUGGAGCAAAAGAGUUUUCUUACAAUUCCUAUUUGUUUACUUAAGGGUUUGACUGAUUUCGCAGCAGAAAUAAAAUUAGGUGACUGGAUGACUGAUUAACAAUGCAUUCUUUUUGGUAGAUGGCUCGAAUAGAUCUUUGUUAUAUUUAGAGAUGAUAAGUCAAAGAUUGAUUAAUCAGUGGAAUGCACAUUAUAAUUGAUGAGUAGAUGUUUUGUUGCUGAAUCCUUUGCCACCCAGUUAGAAGAAUUCAUUACAAUGGAUGGAGUGAUGGAUAUUUUGAGUUAUUGUUUCUCUAUCUCAAAAAAAGCCAAAGCGGAUGAAAUAUUUACAAAGAAUAAAAUUAUAGUCUAUGUUUUUGAAAUGAUCAGCUCUUUAAAUAGAUUUCUCAAAAAAUCUAAUCCAGUCUUAAAAGAAAAAUAUUCAGAUAAAAUAUCAACAGAAAUUAGCAAGAUGAUUGAUGAACUGGAAUCAGAAAGGUAUCAUUUUGCAAAUUCUGAAUCUGUUAAAACUCAAGAGCAAUGCUAAAUUAUGAAUAAGAAAUUAGGUUCUCUAAUUAGGGCAUAUGGCAAGAUCCUGGUAGAUAAUCCAUCAUAUACAAAAAUAUUGACAGAUAAAGAUAUCAAUGAUCCAAUUAAAAAAAAAGAAAGGGAACUUCUAGCUAGUCUAAAUGAGAAGUCAAAAUCAGAUAAGAAAGAGGAAAAAAUCAUCUUUAUUCAAGUCUUAAAAUUAGUGACUAUCAAGAAAUUGGAUCCAUAUAUAUAUGGAAGUCUUUGCUAAUUUUUAGUAACGAUAUUAGAGAGUCAAGUUUGUGAUCUCUAUUUAGGUUCAAUCGUAUCUACGACUGAAAAUUUUAAUAAUACUUUGUUACUAUUGUCCAAGACUCUUUAUAAUGAAUUUUGUUUAAUGGCCAGAGUGUAUGGCAAUGUUUAAGUAACCGCUGAACAUACACUCUCUAAUAUGCCAACUGCAGAAUUACAAUAUGCAGUACUUCAAAUCUUAAAGGUUUUUGAGUGCAUUCAAAAGAAAGCUUCAGAUCCAAAUGACAUAUAAAAGUUUUAAGAUAAAUUGAAAGGUUUAGAAUAAUGGAAUUACAAAUACAUCAUUUUGUCUUGUUUGGAAUCCCCAGUGGAGGAAAUUAGAAUUGUGACUACAUAUCUACUAUCAAAUAUCCCAAGUCGUAAAUGGGAAUUCGAUGAUCUGAAAACUAUGCAAAAAAUAUUAGAAAAACUCUAAUAGUUAUUGUCAGAUGGAUAAGGAGAAGAAGUAUAACAAUUAAAUUAUCCUAGGAAAUAUCUUGUUUGUUGAUGAUUUUUUGUAAUAUUGUAUCAUCAAAUGCAAAUCCAGUUUCAUAUCAAUUCAGGUAAAAUACAUCUUCAUCCAAUUUAUGUGUGGUUGCAUAUAAAAUGUAAUCCAAUAUAUGUAUGUAGAUUACGAACAAAUAUGAGUAGAGACACAAGGGGAGAUGAGAAUCAAACCAGAUAAAAAACUGCCUUAAGUGCUUCCUGUGUGUAUUUAUUAACUCAAUAUCUCUAUUCUUCUUAAUUAAGAAAUAAUUUCUUCAAUCAAAAGGCUCUCUUUGAGAUUGGAGAAGCAAUAAGAUUAGAAGAUCAAUCUGGAACUGAUAUUAAAACACCAUUGUCCAUUGAAUCAAUUUGUCUAGUCAUUUAGCCUUUGUUUCAAUCCAUAGAAUGUAAGUUAUAUUCAUUUAUACAUUAGCCGACUUUGGUAUUAACAUUACCCACUUAAACUUCUUUAGAGUAUUGAUGCAGAUUAGCAACAUUCUCAACUUUUAAAAGUAUUACUAGACAUAACAGUUAACUAAAGCAAGAGCUGAAAUAGAGAAAGAAAUAUAAGCAUAAAAAGAUUUAAUGCAAUCUAAGAAACAUAAGAUGCCUAAAGUUAAUAUGGCUGAAGACUAUGAUUAUGACAAUAACUAAUCUGUAGAGGAUAUUUUAAGUCAAUACAAAAGAAGCUUGUAUUAGCAAUGUUGUGAAUAGUGGGAGGAUUGGAAAAUUGUUAAGUUUCCUAAUUAUAAAUCUCUUGAUCUCAUCGAUGAUUUGAUUAGUGCUUUUGAAGUCUAACAUACUAUAUUUUCAUCUUAGAAUGGAGUAGACAGAUUGCUUGCUUGUUUAUAACCACUCAUUUAACACGUUCAUUUGGAUUUAGAAGAAAAAAGUAUUUCAAUAGAGGCUAUAAAUCAAUCAGAAGGAAAUGAGUAUCAAUCUAAGGUUGUCACUUCUAGUUUAAGUAAGCAUGCUAUUGUUAGUAAAUUGGUUGGGUAUCCUCAAAAUUAGGAUUUAAAUAUUUCAAGAUAUUCAUCUUAGUUUUUUGAAGUAGUUCAACAGAAGAAGAUUUUGGCUAAUAGUAUGGUGGAUUUGUAAUAAUUCUCUGAAGAUUAAUUUUAUGAAUACAUGUCACUUGCUCGCAGUCAAAAGAGCAAGAUUGCCUUAAUUACAAGUGCCUUUCUCUAUUCUUGUUACAUUUCCAUCAUUUUUGCACCUGAGGCAUCAAUACUUUGCAAUGCUUUAACAGAAAUACAAUAAAAGGAGAAAUUGAUUGGCUAUAUCAAAUUAUGUGCUGCCUCAGAUUGGUACAAUUCUUGUGUUUCAAUUAAAUUGUUUAAAAUUUAUAGAUUGAUUGGAAGACAUAUGAUAUUCUUUUUCAAUAGUGAUAAUACAUUUAAUUUCUAAAAGUUUGUAUAAGAAGAAAUAAUAAAGUAAUUAAGAUAGAGCAAUGAAUUACCUGUUGUUUUAGAACCAAAGUUAACAAAAAUAAAGAAAGCUAUCAAAGAUAUAGAAGCGAAAUAAAAGUUAUUGAAAAAAAAACCUUUGUUUUCUGCUCCAAAAUCAGAAGAAUACUUAGAAACAUGCUAUUUAAUUAAUAAAACCAUACAAAUUAUUUUGAGUGACUUUAAAGAAAUCAUUUAAUCUCUUAAUAAGAAGUAUUAUAAUUAAUUACAUAAUUUAGUUAAUUAUUGCAACAAUUGAAAUUAGUCAAUAGUAUCUUCAAAACAAUACAGAUAGUGUUUAAAUAAAUGCUAAUGUGUGUUGUUGAAUUAAGAUUGGAUGAAUAUACUUAAAUAUUCUCAGCUCUACGCAAAAUCUAUAAAUAAAUUGGAGCACAGAAUUUCUUUGAUGAAUUGACCAUGUGCAUGCAAAAAUUAGAUAAAAAACUGUCGUCUAUGUCUGCUCUAUUUUAAAAUAACGAUUUCUUACAAAAAUAAUAAUAUUAGUUAUAUGUCAAUUUAGCAUAAGUGCUGGGAAUCAUAUUCAUACAAAAAGGGUAGAAUCUAAAAUAAUUAUUUGGUAAUUUAUGUUAAAGAUUUGACUCUUCUAAAUUAUCUGAGGCUGUCAACAAUGGAAUCAAAGCAUGGGUGGCUUAAAUGGUCAUGCUCCAUUAAUUCACUUUCAAAGAUAUUUAUAAUCCCUUUGUUAACCAAAUUCCUAUUCAUGAGGCCAUAAUUGAUUUUAAAAAGCAGGAAUCCUACACAAAAUUCAAGAAUUGUCUUCUAUUAGUGUAUAAUACCUAUUUUAUUGUUCUUGAAGUCAUUGGAGUUUAAGUCAAUCAAGAUUUUCUAUAGACUCAAGUAACGUAAAAGAAUUACAAGAUCCAUUUACAUGUACAAGGAUAACAAGUAAAAACUGUUUAUCUAAAUUUAGAUUCGAGAGUCUGUGUGUCAAAUGUAAUAGUAAGCUCACGCAAACAUGACUGAAGAGUAGAGAUAAGAAUUACAGGAACAUAUCGAAGAAUUUAAUGAAGGAUUGAAAGUUAUGGAUUUAUAGAUAAUGAAUUUAGAUGGAGGAUCCAAAAAAUCUGAUCUUGAUUAUCUAUUUUACUUUUAAACAAAAUGGGAUUGUGCCAAAUAUGUUAAGAUAUUUAAUAUUUUACAAAAUGCCGAUACUAAUUUUGAAAAUCCAUUGAUUUGA